AGACAAACUGGUUUUUAGCUGGACACCCUGCAUGUCUAAUUCGUGUUUGAUGAAUGAAAUUUCACUCGGGAGCUUUGCUGCUGUGGCAUUAGUCAUAUAUAAUAACACCAACCUGUAAUGUUCCAAAAUAGAUGAUGUCUCUCCCUAUUCUGACAGUUCAUUUUCCAAAUAAUGUCAUUUUCUUUAAAAGUGUGUUUGGACAUAAUGAAACACAGAUAAUUGCGGAAGUUUGUGGUUUAUUUAUCCUUAUCCUGAUCAUUUAUGGUUAUUCAAUUGUUAGUACAUGAUCCUCAAAACCAUUAGUUGAAAUGUGAAAUAGCUGUGAUGUUUGUUUUAAGUUCACUGUGAUUAAUUAACACAAAAAGCAACAAGCCAACCUAGUUAGAUUUUGUGUUGUUAAUAUUUACCAAAAAUGUGAAUCUGUUGUUUUUUAUUCCUGAUUUUGUAAACUAAAUGAGAGGAAAUUCGUUUUUAGCAGUUUUCUAGCACAAGGAGUGGCCAUGUAAAAUAAAUAGUGGAGAAUUGUAUCCAAGCAGCUGGUUCAUGUCCGAAACAACUUGCAACUUAUUGGAAGAAAUGAGAAACUGCUACUAUUAAUAAUUUAUACUGUAAGAAUUUUAAUUCUGAUCACAGAAAUGCACCAAAGUAAUUGAGAAACACUGCAAACUCUUGACAGAAACAAAUGAAUCAACGUCCUUAAAAGCUACGUAGACAAAAUAAAACUGUAGCAAGAUUUUUUUGCUCACAGUUCUGAGUGAUCAGCUGUAAUCUGUCUUGCCUUUUGUAUUGAAUGUUUUGAAGAAUUUGCUGUGGCCAUCGAGCGCCAGAACUGAGUAUUGCAUACAGUACACAACCCAGAAAUGACAGCUAGCAAGGAACUACAUGUCAAAAACAGAGCGCCUGCCUGGUGAUGAUGGAUGAGAGGCAGGAGAGAAGAAAAUGCAGAUUUACUGCAAGUGAUGUUUUCGUCAUGAUGCUUAACAAAUCGAUUGGUUGAUGUGUGUAGAGAUGGGAAACUUGAGCAGCAGGUUUCAGUCCCCCUCUCAGGGACCAGAGGAAGCAGCAGAGGGUGCGAUCAGCAGCCGAAGACACGGCUGUGAGUGUAAGAAGAGGAAGCGGAACGCUCAGUGUGACUGCGACAGCGAACAGGAGGAAGACGACAUACUAGACACACCUCGCAGGAAGAAAUUGAAAAGCACCUCAAAGUACAUUUAUCAGACCUUGUUUCUAAAUGGAGAAAACAGUGAUAUUCGUAUCUGUGCUCUGGGGCAGGAGUGGAACCUCCAUAAAGUGUAUCUUUGUCAGUCUGGAUAUUUCUCCAGCAUGUUCAGUGGCUCUUGGAAGGAGUCCAACAUGAUGGAAAUCAACUUGGAGAUUCCCGACCAGAACAUCGACGCUGAAGCUCUGCAAGUCGUCUUUGGAUCGCUGUACCGGGAUGAUGUUCUGAUCAAGCCCAGCCGGGUCAUCAGUAUUCUCGCUGCUGCGUGCAUGCUACAGCUGGACGGCUUGAUCCAGCAGUGCGGUGAAAGCAUGAAGGAGAACAUCAGCGCCAAGACUGUGUGUGGCUACUAUGCUUGUGCCAGCAUCUACGGCCUGGAUUCAGUCAUGAAGAAGUGCCUCGAAUGGCUUCUGAACAAUUUGAUGACCCAUCAAAAUGUUGACUUGAUGAAAGAACUUGGGGCUGAUGUGAUGGAGCAGCUCAUCCAGUCCUCUGACCUAUUCGUCAUGCAGGUGGAGAUGGACGUGUACACCGCUCUGAAGAAGUGGAUGUUUCUGCAGCUAAACUCCUCAUGGGACGGUCCAAUCAAGCAGCUUCUGGCCGACGCCGACGCUUGGCUUUGCAAACGCAGGACAGACCUGUGUGAAAAGGAGCCGUUCUUAAACACAGAGGAGGGGGCGCCGUUUCGUUCCGUCUUCAGGCUCGUCCGUCUCCAGUACAUCAUCAACGAUCUCGCAUCUGCUCGCAUCCUGGAGAGAGACAAUAUCCUGCCUCCUGGGUGGCUAACUGCGAUGUACAAAAACCAGUGGUUUGCCAUGCUGCGGACAGAAUUUGACAACGACAACGGACCUCAGGAGCCCAACAAAGAUGAGUUUGAGCAGAACAGCAUGAGGUGUGGCAGGAAGCUGACUAAAGAUGGAGAUUACUGCUGGAGGUGGACGGGGUUCAACUUCGGGUUUGACCUGUUGGUCACUUACACAAACCGCUUCAUAGUCUUUAAAAGGAAUACACUCAGUCAGCCAUGUGGGGGCGCUGUGAGUCUACAACCACGGAGACAUCUGGCUUACAGGUUACGUCUCGCCUCCUUUGACAGCCGAGGGAAGCUGGUCUGCAGUCGCUCCACGGGUUACCAGCUCCUCACCCUGGAGAAGGACCAGGAGUACGUGGUGAUGAACCUGGACAGCCGGCUGCUGUCGUUCCCCCUGUACGUGUGCUGCAACUUCCUGUAUACCUCGCCUCAUUCAGACCACCGUCCAGAUUCCUCGGAGCCAGAAAGCGCCGCUCGCGCUGCGUCUUGAUGGCUUCUGAUGGCCACUAGCUGCUACCAUUCCUGUUGACAUGAAGACAUUCACCCAAAGACUAACCGAACACCUCUUCAGCACAUUGACUGCAUGCUUGUGGUGGAGUUUGGAGGCAUUUUCACAUCCAUGUGGGCAGUUUUUGGUACAUUUUGACACCGAGCUGUUCUCAGUGAGGCCCACCAUCUUCUGUUGCCAUGCAUUUAUCCACAAAUCAUCCACUUUUUAAAGUGGAAGGGAGUAGGGGAAAUCUGCUUUUCAGGUUGGGUUUAGGAACUUCAUAGCUUCAAGAUGGAUUGAUCUGCUGGAGGAGGUUUUUUUUAGUUCUGCUUAUUAAUUCUUUUUUAUUUAAAAGUUGAUAUUAGAGCGCUGUCAAAUAAAAAAUGUGAGCUCAACAACACAGGUUUAAAUGGAUUCAUCAUAUAUCAGACCAACUCACUCUCAUCAAAGAAACGGUUCAAAUUCACUAAUUUUUGGUUUAUCAAAAUAUACAUAUGUGUAAAUUUGAAAGAUAAUCAAAUCUGCCUCAUGUGGACUUGUACAUAUGAAAAUAAUGAGGGAAAAAAAAGAUUGGCAUGCUGUAGAAGGAAAAUGUCUCUAGUUUAACAUGUUUUUACACUCGUGGUUGCGUGUUUGUUCAAUUCUACAGCAGAGCAGCUUCUCAGAACCUGUUUUUUAAUCUUCACCUCGUAUUGAGUGAAGCAGCAUCGUAAAGUCAAGCCGGACUCUUCUGGAUUGUUCGGAUAUAUUUCCACACCCUGCAGUGUUAUUUUCCAUCACUGACAUUCAGUUGGGCUCCUGGUCAUUAUUUAUGGGGGAAGAUGUUUGAAUUACUUGAGUUAUAUCUUUAUUCUGAACUCAUGGGAAACACAAAGUAGCUUAGUAGUUACCAAAAUCUGCACAGUUACCUCUUAAGUUUGCUUUCAUUCUGUGGAUUUAUUCACCGUCUCUGGAUGUGUUUUGAAAAGCUGGGGGAUUCCCAGUUGUAAAUCAGAUGGAUUUUUAACAUUUCUGGAUCUCCAACAAAUUUGUUUGUACAGCUGUUAUUAUGUGUAAAUUUGGCCUUUUUUUAUUUGGGUUUUUAUUUUUAUUUUUUUUACCUUUUUAUUUUUGUGGAUGUUUUAUGUUUGCAAAAAGAUAUUUCUUUUGACUGCCAAUAAAACUGCCCUUCCAUACGGGCCGUGGUGCUAUCAUACGAUCCGAUCUUUUAUUACAGUUUUAUUACAGGUAGACAAACGUGUUUACGAGCGAAAGUUAAGGCAUAAAAAAAUAUGGGGUGAUUCGUCUUGUACUUAUUGUUUCAAGUAAAAGUUUGGUCUUC
Poecilia reticulata (guppy) is the source of this 3838-nucleotide messenger RNA. Lineage: Eukaryota; Metazoa; Chordata; Actinopteri; Cyprinodontiformes; Poeciliidae. The record is from RefSeq and is a predicted model, not a curated record.